Rhododendron vialii is the source of this 740-nucleotide messenger RNA. RefSeq names its product protein yippee-like. The transcript is spliced from 6 exons. The record is from RefSeq and is a predicted model, not a curated record. Gene Ontology annotation, cellular component: ubiquitin ligase complex. The coding region runs from base 176 to 565 and encodes 129 amino acids. Lineage: Eukaryota; Viridiplantae; Streptophyta; Magnoliopsida; Ericales; Ericaceae.
GUGGAGAAGGAACGUAAGUGGAAACGGAAGUGUAACAUUUUGGCGCAAAACGUGGGAGUCAUGUUUAACCAGAACUCUUCUCUCUCUCUCUCUCUCUCUCUCUCUCUCUAUUAUAAAUAGACGCGGGUUUCAGGCGGUUUGUGACGAUGAUAGCCGAGAGUGUUUGAUUCUGGACAUGGGUAGACCUUUUCUGAUCAAACUUGAAGGGAACCUAUAUAGCUGCAAGCACUGCCAGACCCAUUUCGCUCUCUCGGAGGACAUCCUUUCUAAGUCAUUCCACUGCAGGUAUGGAAAGGCUUAUCUCUUCAAUAAUGUUGUGAAUGUCAAUGUUGGAGAGAAAGAAGAGAGGAUGAUGAUGACUGGAAUGCAUACCGUCGUUGACAUAUUCUGUGUUGGAUGUGGCUCAAUUGUGGGGUGGAAAUAUGAGGCUGCUUAUGAGAAGAGCCAAAAGUACAAGGAAGGGAAAUUCAUUAUCGAGAGGUUCAAAGUCUUAGGUCCCGAUGGAAGCCUCUAUAUACUCAGCCCCGAAGCUCAGGCGGGUGGAAGCGAUGUUGAUGAUCCUUGAUUGGACUUUUUUUAGAUUAACCAUUCCCGAUUCAUGAGUUGAUACUGUACAUUCUCUGCACCUUCCCAUUUUUGUUCUACACCCCUAGUUUAGAUCUUGUUUUUGGUAUUUAUACCAGUUCGCAAAGCUCAAUUAGUGGCUUCUCUUAUGCAAGAUUUUCUUAGAUGCCUCUCAA